UGUUGAUAACAACUUCAACAAACACCUUUGAUUAUUGGGCGAUCUUUGAACCGCGAGAAAGAAAGGACCAACAAUGUGUGUUCCAGCGACCCUCUUUGCCUCUCUACUGUUAUCAGUCUGUGGGCUACCAGUGUCAUCUCUCACCGCCGCUUCCAGUGCACUCGCAGACACUUUCAGCACUUUAUAUACGACAAAUCUCAAAGAAUUCAAUGACUUUCCCAUUUAUUUCGAUCGGAAAAUUCCGGAAUGGUUAAAAGGAAAUUUGAUACGAAAUGGUUUUGGUCAGUUUGAAAGUGGCAAAAGGCAUUUUCUGCACUUGUUCGAUUCUUUUGCCAAACUGUCGAGCUGGAAGAUAACCGGAAAUAACACAGCUCUUUUUUCAACGAAGUUUGUAAAGAGUUCGACUUACAAUAAAAGCAUCGCCACAGACGAUAUUGCUCCGUAUCUCACGUUUAUUGGCGUUGAACCACCUUUCAGUCGAUGGAAACAAUUUAAGUCCAUCAUAAACGGUUUGGAUAACAUGAACGUCAACGUCUAUUCUUAUUACAAAACGGCCAAAGCAAACGGCCAAGACGACAAGGGUUGUUUUGCACUCACAGAUUACUGGAAAAUGUAUGAAUUCAAUUGUACUACUUUACAGACUAUUUCUGCAUGUGAGGCGCCAGUUCCCCAGAAGUCAUCCAUUGGCUUCUUAAACCUCAUAUCCACGGCCCACCCUCUGCCCGAAUUUGGUACAAAUAACUCUUUGUUAUUCCUGUCAACGUUGAGCUUGAUUCCUUGGGUGAAAAGUUCAGUGAAGUUUAUUCGAAUUCAUACGGCACAGAAGCGAGAAGUCAUUGCAAAUGUACCCGUUGACAAAAUACCCUACAUGCAUUCUUUUUCUACGACUGAGCAUUAUGGGAUAUUGUUCUGUCAUCCGAUGUAUUUGAACAUUCCAAAAUUUCUGAAAGAAAUGCACCCGUUCGAUGGAAUGGAUUGGUAUGGAGAUAAACCGAUUGACGUUAACAUAAUCAACUUGAAGACUGGCGAGGUUAUAAAUAUGAAAACAGAAAACAGCUUUAUCAUGCACCACGCAAAUGCCUACGAGGAUGAAAAUGGAAAUAUUAUUGUAGAUGCAGUUGGUUACGAUGACCCGUUAUUUGUAAAAUCUAUGUUUGUAGAGAAUAUGGUGAAUCCAGCCAAAAGAAAAAAUAUUCCGUUUUCAGCUCAGAUCAGACGAUAUAUUUUCAACAUUGAAAACAAGACAAGCAAAGUUCAUUCAUUUUCCAGACCUUCAAACGAAACAUUUCUUACUCGGUUUGAUUUUCCGACGAUUAACGAAAAUUACCGAAGUAAACCUUACUGUUUUCUAUAUGGCGUGGCCUUAAGAGUAAUACACGAUAAUAUCACAAGUAUAGCUUUAAUCAAGAAGGAUGUCUGUGAGAAAGGAAGAGACAAAUACUAUUACAAGACCGGUGUGUACGUGAGCGAAGCUAUUUUCGUUCCGACACCAAAUGCGAAAGAAGAGGACGAUGGUGUCUUGGUACUUCCGGGGGCAGACGCAGCAACAAAUAAACAUUAUCUUUAUGUAAUAGAUGCUAAAACCAUGACCUUGAUAAGUCAAGCGGAACUUCCUACGACAGUCCCUUACACAUUACAUGGCCAUUUUAUUUCCGAAAAACUGUAAAUCGUGUAAAUAUAUUCAUAACAAACAUGGCGGCAAGGGAUAAAGGCAUAACCGAUUUAAUCUUAUUAUUUGCUCAAUACUUCACUACCUCACUUUCACUUAUCUAGAGAAGAUUUAAACGUCGUCCUCCAUAAAUAUAUAUAUAUAUACCACAUAGAUAUACUUUUAGACUAUAUCUACUCUGCAACCACUUUGACCUACUCACAAGAUGAGCUUAAAAAUAUAUAAGAAGCUUAGAAAAUCCUCAUAAACCUUAUAGUCUGACGAAGGCAGCUUAGCCGAAUCUUUAAACUCACUGUCAACGAUUAUUCUGUUAAAAUAAAAUAAAUAUAUGAUACUAUAAUUAAAUGUA
This is a messenger RNA of Octopus bimaculoides (California two-spot octopus), 2018 nucleotides long. RefSeq names its product retinoid isomerohydrolase. Gene Ontology annotation, biological process: carotene catabolic process; retinal metabolic process. The record is from RefSeq and is a predicted model, not a curated record. Gene Ontology annotation, molecular function: carotenoid dioxygenase activity; beta-carotene 15,15'-dioxygenase activity. NCBI's taxonomy places the organism in Eukaryota, Metazoa, Mollusca, Cephalopoda, Octopoda, Octopodidae.